Molecule: messenger RNA, 1278 nt
Organism: Macrobrachium nipponense
Lineage: Eukaryota; Metazoa; Arthropoda; Malacostraca; Decapoda; Palaemonidae
Exons: 3
Coding region: 183-677 (164 amino acids)
Source: RefSeq, a predicted model, not a curated record
UCAGAAAAAGCCGAACUGAACGCACCCAGCAGGACCUGGAGGAGGCUGGCGCCAAGUCGAAGCCUUUCGCGGGUGGUUUGUUGGUGGGCGGGGCUACGGAUGGUCAUGGAGGUGAUGUCGAGGUAUAUAAGAGGCUUCAGUCGCCGAAAUCAUCAACGGUGUCUCACAACACACAAACCAACAUGAACUCCCUGGUUGUCUUAGCUGUUUUGGCGGUUGCAGCUGUAGAAGCCAUGCCGCAGGCGGCCACGGCAGGAGCCCCACUCCCGCCAGCCGCAGUGCCGCAGGCGCCGACCUCCUUCCCAGGGCUGUUCUUUGCCCCUCAGGGUGCCAUACCUUCCCCUCUGGUGCAAGUGCAGACGCCGUUCCUGACUCAGACCCCCGGGGUAGCUGGGCAGGCACCAACCCUUCAGCACGUCAUCCCAGUGACCUCAUUCGUGGUAAGGCCCCUCUCCGACGCAGAACAGAAUGCCUUGGCUCACCAGGAAUUCCAGCGUAUCUGGGAGGCUCAGGCCACCCGCAACCUGGCCAUUCCUCAACUCCAGGCAGCUGUUGCCUCUAAAACCGCCAGCCCUGCAGGUGCCCUGACUCCAGCCGGAACAUCCGCCAUCCCUACUGCUGUGCCUGCAGCAGCAGACACUGCAGCAGCAGCGCCCCUAACCCCAAGCACCUUCUAGGAAACAACACCUUUAGACCUAUCCGUCCUUCUGCAAAGCAAGAUAAUAUAUGACACUAUUUCCUGAAAUGUUCAAAAAUGGCUUUCUCCGUCUUUACUUCUGCUCUGAUUUUUGUUUUCUUGAAGUUGAAGAUACUUACAGUUCUGUGGUGCUAUUUGUUCAUUGGCUUUCUCUUCUUCUCUGAAUUGCCUGUGGAAACUCACUCACUCUUUCUCUCUCUCUCUCUCUCUUUAGAUUCGGUGAAUCACUUCAAAAAGAUUCUUCGUAAAUUUGCUAAACUUUUCCCGAUUUUUACUGAACUGUAAGUGAAUCUAUUUUACCAUUUCUGCUCAAACUUCCAUACCUCAGACUUCUAUUUGCUAUUGCAUAAAUCUGCCUCUCUCUCUCUCUCUCUCUCUCUCUCUCUCUCUCUCUCUCUCUCUUCUCUCUCUUUCUGUAGCUUAAUUAUGUAUUUUGCUCCUUAGUAUGUGAAAACUUUAGCACAACAAAAGCCUGCUAUUGUUUCUCAGGCGACACAUGUUUCCAUCAGCUGUUAAAUAUUGUAAAUAGUGAGCAGUUGCUGCAUCUGGAGAGAUUUAUAAUAAAACUUGAAAAAAAGACA